This is a messenger RNA of Theobroma cacao (cacao), 4023 nucleotides long. The record is from RefSeq and is a predicted model, not a curated record. Lineage: Eukaryota; Viridiplantae; Streptophyta; Magnoliopsida; Malvales; Malvaceae.
GUCAGUUUCACUACCAAUAGGUUGGACACAGAUUUUAUUCGUUCUUGUUUGUUUGCCUGGAAAAUCACCCACGAGCACUAUGGCAGGCUUUGUGUUAAAUGUGUUUUACAGUUUGGGUUUAAUUAGUUCACUGACUUUCAAAAGCAGACUUGGUUAACAAUAAAACUAGGAGAACAUCAUAGUGCUUCUUCGCAACCAAGAAUUCAUACGUGACCAAUUGCAGUUGCCUUGAGAAUUCCAUUCCAUUCCCCAUUCCUCAAACCACAUAAUCUCAUCAUGAGAAACGCUCGCUUUAUCCUCCCUCUUGUUGUUGUGCUUCUGUUUCAUAACUUUGUUACUUCUUUGUCUGUAGAAUCACCCAAUAUCACCACAGACCAAUUGGCUCUUCUUGCAUUGAAAUCCCAUGUAACUUUUGACCCUCAAAAUCUUUUGGAGACCAAUUGGUCGACUGCUACAUCGGUAUGCAAUUGGAUCGGUGUCACUUGCGGAGCCAAGCAUCUCAGGGUCACAGCUCUAAAUCUUUUUGGUAUGGGUCUAGUCGGCACCAUCCCACCUCACUUGGGAAAUCUGUCUUUCCUCUCCAGGCUGAACAUGAGAAACAAUAGUUUUCAUGGCUCAUUACCCAACCAAUUGGCGAAUUUGCACCGGUUGAACAGUAUAAAUUUCGGUAACAACAACCUCAAUGGAGAAAUUCCGUCAUGGUUCGGUUCCUUUACUCAACUUCAAAACUUGUUUCUGUAUGGUAAUAACUUCACAGGUGUACUCCCAUCAUCUCUGUGCUUUUUACCCAAGUUAGAGAUAUUGGUCUUAGAUUAUAAUCAGAUUUCAGGUUCCGUACCUCCCUCAAUUUUCAACCUAUCUUCAUUGCAAGUACUUGAUCUAAGCAACAACAAACUCUCUGAUUCGAUACCCUCCAUUCCAGUCAACACUUCUUCGCUGCAACUCAUUGACCUCUCCUUUAAUCAGAUUUCAGGUUCCAUACCUCCCUCAAUUUUCAACCUAUCUUCAUUGCAAGAACUUGAUCUAAGCAACAACAAACUCUCUGAUUCGAUACCGUCCAUUCCAGUCAACACUUCUUCGCUGCAACUCAUUGACCUCUCCGUUAAUCUUCUCAGUGGUAAUCUCCCGUCAGAUCUGUGUAAUAGAUUUCCUAAUUUGCAAGGGCUUUCUUUAGGUGGGAACCUGCUUACGGGGAAAAUUCCAACUAGUUUAUUCAAAUGCAAAGAGUUAAUGGAAUUGACCUUAUCUUAUAAUCAUUUUGAUGGAAGUUUGCCUUUGGAAAUUGGAAAUUUGACUAUGCUUAAGAAAUUGCUGCUUGAGGGGAUCAAUCUCAAAGGGCAAAUCCCAUGGCAGAUUGGUUCUCUUCUAAAGUUAGAGACACUUAUCUGCUCAGAAAAUAACUUAGAAGGACCUAUUCCUUCAAGUAUUGGGAAUUUAACACUUCUUAAGGUCCUUAAUUUUGAGUCUAACAGCCUGUCAGGUACACUUCCAUUUCAGAUUGGCAACCUACAGAAUCUAGAAGUGUUGGACUUGGUAAAUAAUAGCCUUACUGGUUUCAUCCCUCCAUCAAUCUUUAACAUCUCAACUGCAAAGUCUAUUGGGCUUAAUUUCAAUCGCUUCUCAGGCCAGCUGCCAUCAACCACAGGCCUUGGACUUCCUAAACUGCAAGCGCUUCAUCUUGCAGUAAAUGAACUGAGUGGGCCAAUCCCGAGCUCUAUCUCCAAUGCCUCGCAGCUUAUUUAUCUCCAAUUGUUGAAUAAUUCUUUUUCCGGAGUUAUUCCUGACACCCUUGGCAAUCUAAGAUAUUUAAAACGCCUCGACCUAAGUCAUAACAAUUUAAGUAGUAAUCCUUCAUCUCCAGAAUUGAGCUUUCUCCCAUCAUUGACAAACUGCAAAGAUUUGAACGCGUUGAUAUUUGAUGGUAAUCCCUCGAUCAGAGGCGAACUUCCAGCUGCUCUUGGAAAUUUAUCUGCUUCUCUAACCCUUUUCUAUGCUUCUCUUUGCAACAUUAAGGGCAGCAUCCCAAGAGAAAUUGGUAACUUAACCAGGUUGUUAUGGUUGGGUCUUGACCACAAUGACUUGACUGGAAAAAUACCUACUACAAUCGGAAGAUUGAGAGAUUUGCAAAAUGUCGAUCUUGGAAACAAUAGGCUUGAAGGAUCCAUUCCAUUUGAGUUAUGUCAUCUGGAGAAGUUGGCGUACUUGUCUCUCGCAGGUAACAAACUAUUUGGACCGAUUCCAUCAUGCUUAGGUGAUGUCGUUUCUCUAAGAAAUCUUUUCUUAGACUCCAAUAAUUUUACCUCAAUACCGUCAACCUUGACAAGACUUGAUGGUAUCUUGUUCCUAGAAUUGUCUUCAAAUUCUCUAAGCGGCUCUCUCCCAGAUAUUGGAAAGUGGAAGGUCGUGACCAAUUUAAAUUUGUCAGAUAAUCAGUUCUCAGGUUCUAUCCCAAGCAGCAUUGGUGAUCUCAAAGACUUAACUCAUGUCUCCUUUUCUGGUAAUGUCUUACAGGGUUCUAUUCCUGAGUCUGUAAGUGAGUUAAUAAGUUUGGAAUUCUUGGAUUUGUCAAGAAAUAAUCUCUCAGGAAUGAUCCCCAAGUCCUUGGAGCAACUUUCCUAUCUCAAAUAUUUCAAUGUCUCUUUCAAUAGACUAGAAGGGGAAAUUCCUAGUGGAGGAUCAUUUGGCAACUACUCAAUUCAAUCAUUUAUGGGGAAUAAAGCCUUGUGUGGUUCACCUCGAUUGCAAGUCCCACCUUGCAAAACGAAUCCCUCUAGAAGGUCCAAGAUGGGUACUGAGCUUUUAAAAUAUAUUCUACCAGCAAUUGGCUCAAUAAUAUUGAUAUUGGCCAUGGUUAUAACUUUUUUACGACGUCGAAAUCGGAAAGCUGCAGUGCCAACUGAAGAAAAUUUGCUAGUAUUAGCUGAAUGGAGAAGAAUUUCUUAUCAUGAGCUGGAUCAAGCUACAGAUGGAUUUUCUGAAAGCAAUUUACUUGGAGUAGGGAGUUUUGGGUCAGUAUACCAAGGGACUCUCUCAAAUGGUAUGAGCAUUGCAGUAAAAGUCUUUAAUGUAAAUGUCGAUAGAGCCCUUAAAAGUUUUGAUGUUGAGUGUGAGGUCCUUCGUAGUAUUCGUCAUCGAAAUUUGGUCAAAAUCAUCAGUAGUUGCUCUAACAUUGAUUUUAAAGCCUUGGUACUUGAGCUCAUGCCUAAUGGAAGCUUGGAGAAGUGGUUAUAUUCUCACAACUUUUUUCUGGAUAUUUCGCAAAGGUUGAAUGUAAUGAUGGACAUCGCAUUGGCAUUGGAAUAUCUCCAUCAUGGUCAUACCCCUCCUGUAGUUCAUUGCGAUUUAAAGCCUAACAAUGUCCUCCUAGAUAAAGAUAUGAUUGCCCAUUUGGGUGAUUUUGGCAUUGCAAAACUCUUAGGAGAAGAGGAUUUAAUUCAAACCAUGACGCUAGGAACUAUCGGAUAUAUGUCACCAGAAUAUGGAUCAGAAGGAAUUGUUUCUACAAAAGGCGAUGUGUAUAGUUUUGGUAUUCUUCUUAUGGAAACCUUCACAAGAAAGAAGCCGACAGAUGAAAUGUUUGUGGAAGAAAUGAGCUUGAAGAGUUGGGUGAAAGAGUCAUUACCAUCUGCAGUGGUUCAUGUUGUAGACACAAAUUUGCUAAAUACCGGAGAAAGAGAACGCUUAGCAGCAAAGGAUUGUGUGUUAUCCGUUUUGCAAUUAGCAUUAGGAUGUUCAGCAGAGUUACCAGAGGAGAGGAUUGAUAUGAAAGAAGUUGUUGCAAGCUUGAAGAAAAUCAAGGUCAAGCUUAAUCAAUAAGCUAGACUACAAAUAGGUUGGUCAAGCUUAAUCAAUAAGCUAGACUACAAAUAGGUUUUCUAGUUUUCUCAAAAUGAAUAUAAAGAAGACAUUUAUUUUAACUUCUUUUUUAAUUUUUGACUCCAUGUAAACUUAAAUGGAGCAUUUAAUAAGUGCACUAGUCACAAAGUUUGGGGAUGAUCUCUUCCCGCCUGUUUCUCUUACAAA